Messenger RNA from Leishmania mexicana MHOM/GT/2001/U1103, 594 nucleotides. RefSeq names its product putative succinate dehydrogenase. Lineage: Eukaryota; Euglenozoa; Kinetoplastea; Trypanosomatida; Trypanosomatidae. Gene Ontology annotation, biological process: aerobic respiration; respiratory electron transport chain. The transcript has a single exon. Gene Ontology annotation, molecular function: iron-sulfur cluster binding. The record is from RefSeq and is a predicted model, not a curated record. The coding region runs from base 1 to 594 and encodes 197 amino acids.
AUGCCGUCCGCACCCCUCCCCGGUCAGCUGGCGAACUACAGCAGCCCGCUGUACAUGUACCGCCACCUCAUAAAAAACUCGACGCCCAAGACGCCGCAGCUGUACACGGCCAAGGACAACAGUAAAACAGCGAUGCACCUCCUCACGCGCCGCAUCGCCAACGCGAACUAUACCGUGAACCGGUGGUAUCUGAAGGAGAAGGUCGACUCUAGCAACCGCAUGCGUCUCGAGGGGCUCUACGAGUGCGUGCUCUGCGCCUCUUGCACCGGCUCCUGCCCGCAGUACUGGUGGAACCGUGAGCAUUUCUUGGGUCCUGCCGUGCUGCUCCAGUCGUACCGCUGGCUCGUCGAGCCCCUCGACCGCGACUUUGACGAGCGCGUGCGCAUGUUCGAGACGGGCAACCUGGUGAACAUGUGCCACAAUAUCUUUAACUGCACCAUCACCUGCCCCAAGUUCCUCAACCCUGGUCUGGCGUCGAAGGAAAUCAAACGCCUGUCGUCCCCGUCAACGAAGCGCGUUGGGCCGGCGAUCGAGAUGGACCCGGUUACGACCGGGAAGGCAGCGGGAAAACGCAGUCUCGUGCAACGGCUGUGA